CCAGUUUAAGUGAUAAGGCAAACGAAUUAUUUCUUUUUAAGUCCUAUGAACUUGAAGCCUCUAGUACUUUUUAUUAGAAAUUGAUCGACCUGCUGCCUCCUAACAAGAUCAACAUCUAGCAUUUUGUUUCUUCCAAGAGGUCUGCUCUAGAUCACCAUGUCAAGCCAACGGGUGAAAUUGCAUAUCCAAGAACGUCAUGUGGUGAUGGACAAUGGCAUACUCCAAGUCACAAUAUCAAAACCUGAGGGAAUAGUAACUGGUAUACGUUACAAUGGCAUCAGCAAUUUGCUUGAAGUUCGAAAUAAUGAGUCUGACAGAGGGUAUUGGGACCUUGUCUGGAGCAAGGAAGGAAGUACAGGAACAACAGGAACAUCCUAUGUGAUUAAAGGAACAUAUUUUAAAGUUAUAGUGGAAAAUGAGGAACAAGUAGAAAUCUCAUUUACAAAAUUGUGGGAUCCCUCGCUUGAAGGACAGCUUGCCCCUUUGAACUUAGACAAGAGGUUUAUAAUGCUCCGAAACUCCUCAGGUUUCUAUUCCUACGCCAUCUUUGAGCACUUGCAGGAAUGGCCUGCUUUCAACCUCCCUCAAACCAGGAUUGUAUUCAAACUCAGGAAGGACAAGUUUCACUACAUGGUAGUAGCAGAUAACAGGCAAAGAUACAUGCCACUGCCAGAAGACCGGUUAUCUCCAAGAGGCAAACCCUUGGAUGUCCCUGAAGCUGUACUACUUGUCGAUCCUGUGGAGCCAGAAUUCAAAGGAGAGGUGGAUGACAAGUACCAAUACUCAUGUGAGAACAGAAAUGUUCAGGCCCAUGGCUGGAUAUGCUUUGAACCUCCUGUGGGGUUCUGGCAAAUCACACCCAGCAAUGAAUUCCGAUCUGGUGGACCUCUCAAACAAAACCUUACCUGUCAUGUCGGUCCGAUCAAUCUUGCAAUGUUUCUGAGUGCCCAUUAUGUUGGGGAAGAUAUGGUGCUGAAAUUCAAACACGGCGAGCCAUGGAAGAAAGUUUUUGGUCCUGUUUUUAUCUAUCUGAACACUUUGUUAGACGAAAAUGACCCGCUUUUGUUGUGGGAGGAUGCGAAAGAACAGAUGUUAAUUGAAGUUCAAAGCUGGCCUUACAGUUUCCCAGCUUCAGAGGAUUUUCCAUCAUGCAGUCAACGUGGUAGUGUCAGUGGUAGAUUGCUGGUUCGAGACAGGCAUGCUAGUGAUUCUGAUAUACCAGCAAAUGGUGCUUAUGUGGGAUUGGCGCCACCAGGAGACACUGGAUCAUGGCAAAUUGAAAGCAAGGGUUACCAAUUCUGGGCAGAAGCAGACAAAGAUGGUUAUUUCUGUAUCAAUAACAUCCGCACCGGAAACUAUAACCUUAACGGUUGGGUUCCUGGUUUUAUUGGAGAUUACAGAUAUGAUGCGGCCAUUACCAUAACUGAAGGUUGCGAUAUUGACUUGGGAGAUGUAGUAUACGAACCUCCAAGAGAUGGACCCACAUUGUGGGAAAUAGGUAUCCCUGAUCGUUCUGCUGCAAAAUUCUAUGUUCCUGAUCCUGAUCCCAAGUAUAUCAACAAACUUUAUGUCAGUCAUCCUGACAGGUUCAGGCAGUAUGGACUAUGGGAAAGAUAUACAGAUUUGUACCCUGAUGAAGAUUUGGUUUACACUAUAGGGACCAGUGACUAUAGCAGAGACUGGUUCUUCGCCCAAGUUCCCAGGAAAAUAGGUGAUGGUAAGUACCAGGGAACUACAUGGCAAAUUAAGUUCAGCCUUGAGAAUGCAAAUAAGAGUGGAACAUAUAAUCUACGAUUGGCACUUGCAACUGCAAAUAGUGCUGAAUUGCAGGUUCGCAUUAAUGACCCUGGAACCAAUCCUCCCCUAUUUUCAACUGGAGUAAUUGGACAUGACAACACAAUUACAAGACAUGGAAUUCAUGGAUUGUACAGACUCUACAGUGUAGAGGUCCCAGGUGCUCAGCUCCUGGAAGGAGAUAAUAGCAUUUUCUUGACCCAACCAAUGUUUACAAGCCCUUUUCAGGCUGGAAUCAUGUAUGACUACAUUCGUCUGGAAGGACCCACUUCCUCUAAUUCUUAGAAUAACCAAGUCAUGCUUAAUAUAGCCACUAAAGACACUAUUUUCUGAUUAAAAUUUUAUACCAAGAAAAUCCAGUUUUACAUUUAGCUCGAAAUAUAUAAAUAUGUAUUCAAAAUAUAAAAUAUCUGUACUCAAUUCUCUGCUACACUAUGGAUAUGGAUAUUACAGAGAUUUGUCGAGCC
Messenger RNA from Hevea brasiliensis (rubber tree), 2261 nucleotides. RefSeq lists its product as uncharacterized. Gene Ontology annotation, molecular function: catalytic activity; carbohydrate binding. Lineage: Eukaryota; Viridiplantae; Streptophyta; Magnoliopsida; Malpighiales; Euphorbiaceae. The transcript is spliced from 15 exons. Bases 157 to 2079 code for a protein of 640 amino acids. Gene Ontology annotation, biological process: carbohydrate metabolic process. The record is from RefSeq and is a predicted model, not a curated record.